UAAAAUUCACGACCCUCUUUCGUCUCUCUUCCCACAUCCUCCGCCGCCUGUCAAAUCCCUCACCCAACCCUCUCUUGCCUCCGACGGUCCAGGAAAUCAAAUAAGGCUUUCAGGAAGCCAUCCAUGGAUCUUAUCCAAUCGUAUGCAGAUAGUAGUGAUGGUGAAGGCCAAUCUCACCAGCCAUCUACCUCAUCUCCAGACUCUUCACCCCUACGACUCAUACCCUCCAAAUCUGCUGCACCCAAGGUUGAUGACACAAUGCUGGCCCUAACUGCAGCAAAAGCUCACCAAGCCCAUUCGAAGCCCAUUGAUCCAACCCAACAUGUUGUUUCCUUCAAUCCAACCUAUGACCAACUUUGGGCUCCUAUCUAUGGCCCAGCUCAUCCAUAUGCCAAGGAUGGCAUUGCCCAGGGCAUGCGCAACCACAAGCUGGGAUUUGUUGAGGAUGCCUCCAUUGAAUCUUUUGUUUUUGAUGAACAAUACAACACCUUCCACAAAUAUGGUUAUGCUGCUGACCCUUCGGGAAACAACUAUAUUGGUGAUUUGGAUGCUUUGCAGAAGAAUGAUGCCAUUUCAGUCUAUAACAUCCCACAACAUGAGCAAAAGAAGCGAAGAAUUGAGAAAAAGGACGAUGAGAUGGAAGAGGAUGAGGUUUUGGGUGGUGAGAAUGAGGUUGAUCCAACAGAGAUUGAUAAUCCAGCUAGUGAUGUGUGGUUGAUGAAGAAUAAAAAGAGUCCUUGGGCAGGUAAAAAAGAGGGGUUGCAAACAGAGUUGACUGAGGAGCAAAAGAAGUAUGCGGAGGAGUAUGCAAAGAAGAAAGAAGAGAAAGGCCAUCAAGGUGAGAAAGGUGAGCACGUGGUGGAUAAAACUACUUUUCAUGGAAAAGAGGAGAGAGACUACCAAGGAAGGUCUUGGAUUGCUCCUCCUAAAGAUGCAAAAGCAACCAACGAUCAUUGUUACAUACCAAAGAGAUUGGUACAUACUUGGAGUGGGCACACUAAGGGUGUCUCAGCUAUUAGGUUCUUCCCCAAAUAUGGCCAUUUGAUUCUCUCUGCUGGGAUGGAUACUAAAGUGAAGAUCUGGGAUGUGUUCAAUUCAGGCAAGUGUAUGAGAACAUACAUGGGUCAUUCAAAGGCAGUGAGAGAUAUUUCAUUUUGUAACGAUGGCACUAAAUUUUUGACAGCCGGAUAUGACAAAAACAUCAAAUAUUGGGAUACUGAAACCGGGCAGGUUAUUUCUACUUUCUCAACUGGGAAGAUUCCUUAUGUAGUUAAGCUUAACCCUGAUGAAGGUAAGCAGAAUAUUCUGUUAGCGGGUAUGAGUGAUAAAAAGAUUGUUCAGUGGGAUAUUAAUACUGGACAAAUUACACAAGAGUAUGAUCAGCAUUUAGGGGCAGUGAAUACCAUUACGUUUGUUGAUAACAACCGGAGGUUUGUUACUUCAAGUGAUGAUAAGUCUCUUCGAGUAUGGGAAUUUGGAAUUCCUGUUGUUAUAAAGUAUAUUAGUGAGCCUCACAUGCACUCUAUGCCAUCUAUUUCACUUCACCCCAACAAUAAUUGGCUUGCUGCUCAAAGUUUGGAUAAUCAAAUUCUUAUUUACAGCACCCGUGAAAGAUUUCAGCUUAACAAAAAGAAAAGGUUUGCUGGGCACAUUGUGGCUGGCUAUGCUUGUCAAGUCAACUUUUCACCAGAUGGACGGUUUGUUAUGUCAGGAGAUGGAGAGGGUAAGUGCUGGUUUUGGGACUGGAAGAGCUGCAAAGUAUUUAGAACUCUCAAGUGCCAUGAGGGAGUUUGCAUUGGGUGUGAGUGGCAUCCUUUGGAGCAAAGUAAAGUCGCAACUUGUGGCUGGGAUGGCUUGAUCAAGUACUGGGACUAACCUUGUUUGUAAGUGUUUUGGUACGAGAAGACCGGAGAAGGCAGCCAAGUUGAGUUUAGAAAACGGGAUUGGAGUCUGUUGGAAAUCAAGUGCUCUUAAGAAAAUGACGUGACUGUGUAACAAUAUCUUCUUUUAAGUUGUAAAGCUUUCGCAAGAUGUUGUGGUCAACUGUGAUGGAAUUUCUAGUUUUCUACUUAUGUUGUUGCCUGCCUGUUAGUGGAUUAUAGAUAAGAUGCUCAGUAAUUUCUAUUUAUUCUU
Molecule: messenger RNA, 2133 nt
Organism: Hibiscus syriacus
Lineage: Eukaryota; Viridiplantae; Streptophyta; Magnoliopsida; Malvales; Malvaceae
Product: pre-mRNA-processing factor 17
Exons: 3
Coding region: 124-1875 (583 amino acids)
Biological process (GO): mRNA splicing, via spliceosome
Cellular component (GO): catalytic step 2 spliceosome
Molecular function (GO): protein binding; mRNA binding
Source: RefSeq, a predicted model, not a curated record